This is a messenger RNA of Papilio xuthus (Asian swallowtail), 1541 nucleotides long. RefSeq names its product cysteine sulfinic acid decarboxylase. The record is from RefSeq and is a predicted model, not a curated record. Lineage: Eukaryota; Metazoa; Arthropoda; Insecta; Lepidoptera; Papilionidae. Bases 62 to 1504 code for a protein of 480 amino acids. Gene Ontology annotation, molecular function: pyridoxal phosphate binding; carboxy-lyase activity. Gene Ontology annotation, biological process: carboxylic acid metabolic process. The transcript is spliced from 8 exons. Gene Ontology annotation, cellular component: cytoplasm.
UUCAAUUGUAUGCAGUCUCUUGUUGUUCGUUGUCGACGUCACACGUGUUGUGGAGCUUAGAAUGGAUCAUAAACAUUCAUUCUUUAAUAAUAUUAUCGAUAUAAUUAAAGAAGAAACCGCUAGUGAUGUACCCUUGAUAGAUUUUAAGCAUCCGAAAGAAUUGGAGAAAAUUCUAGAUCUGGAUGUAAGCAAUGGCGUUGAUGAUAUUGAAUUGGAGCGAUGUGUACGCCGAGUCCUUCACUACAGCGUCAAAACGAACAAGCAUUCCUUCAAAAAUCAGUUAUACGGGGCUACUGACCCGUACGGCUUGUGCGGUGCCUGGAUAGCUGAAGCGUUUAAUACUAGCCAGUACACGUUCGAAGUAGCGCCAGCUUUUACUUUGGUCGAAUUGAAGAUGAUCAGCCACAUUCUACGUUUGUUCGGCAUCCCCGAUGGAGACGGUAUCUUCAGCCCCGGCGGGUCUGUCUCCAUGCUAUACGCGCUCGUCGCUGCGAGGUACAAAGCCUUCCCGGAAGUCAAGACCAAAGGCGUGAGGAGUCUACCAGAUCUAGUCGUUUUUACUUCUGAAGAUAGUCACUAUUCGAUAAUGAAAGGCGCUCACUGGCUCGGAUUCGGUACUGACAAUAUCAUACAGAUAGCGACCAAUGAUUUCGGACAAAUGGACGUUGCACAGCUUGCCACUGGAAUACAAAGGGAGAGAGACUUAGGAAGGUAUCCUGUGAUGGUAAACGCCACAGCUGGUACAACUGUGCUUGGAGCUAUAGAUGACCUGGAUGCUGUGGCAGACGUGUGCCAAAAGCACGGCAUAUGGAUGCACGUUGAUGCAUGUUGGGGUGGCAGUUUGAUGUUAUCUCGCAAAUAUAAGCAAAGACUAAAAGGAAUUCAAAGAGCCAAUUCAAUAUCUUGGAACCCUCAUAAGAUGGUGGGAGCUCCUUUGCAGUGCUCUGUAUUCUUGAUUCGAGAGCGUGGUCUGCUGCACGAAGCCAACUGCGCCUCCGCACAGUACCUCUUCCAGCAGGACAAGUUCUAUGACAUUAACUAUGACACCGGUGAUAAAGGGGUACAAUGUGGUAGAAAGAUCGAUGCUUUCAAACUAUGGACACUAUGGAAGGCAAGAGGCGAUGAAGGUCUGAAUAUACUCGCGGACCGCACAAUGGAAGUAGCGGAGUUCUGUAUAGAGACUGUUGCAGGCCGACCUGGCUUUAGAUUGGUCUCCGCACCCCUGCAAUGCCCUAACGUCUGCUUUUGGUAUAUCCCUAACUUUAUGAGAGGUAAAACUGAGGAUGCUGGAUGGUGGGAGCUAAUGCACAAUAUAACAAAAAAAAUCAAAGAACUAUUAACUAUAAGUUCUCGUCUAAUGGUCGCCUACAUGCCGCUACGACAGCAUAAGAACUUCUUCAGAUUGGCGUUUUCUUUCCAUCCUGUGAUAGAGGAGGCGGAAGUAUUGGAUAUGCUGCAAGCUAUAGAAGAUUGUGGGGAAAUGGUUGACCUUUCUAUGUUGUAAUAUAGAUAUAAACUUAGCUAAUAUAAAUUUGUAAUUU